AUGGCUAAAAGCCAGCAUAAAAACACCAAUAACAAGAGCCAGGACAAUGUGGCAACACCAGAACCCAAUUACCGCACUAAAGCAAGCAUGGGAUAUCUUAACACAGGCUCGCUUCCGCCACCUGCCCACUGUGGAAGGCCGGCUUCCCCCACCUGCCCAGGAAGGCUGGCUUCUCCCACCUGCCCACCCUGGAAGGCUGGCUUCCCCCACCUGCCCACUGUGGAAGGCCGGCUUCCCCACCUGCCCACCGCGGAAGGCCGGCUUCCCCCACCUGCCCACUGUGGAAGGCUGGCUUCCUCCACCUGCCCACCACGGAAGGCCGGCUUCCCUACCUGCCCACCGCGGAAGGCCGGCUUCCCCCACCUGCCCACUGUGGAAGGCCGCCUUCCCCCACCUGCCUACCACGGAAGGCUGGCUUCUCCCACCUGCCCACCGCGGAAGGCCGGCUUCCCCCACCUGCCCACUGUGGAAGGCUGGCUUCCCCCACCUGCCCACCGCGGAAGGCUGGCUUCCCCCACCUGCCCACCACAGAAGGCUGGCUUCCCCCACCUGCCCACCGCGGAAGGCUGGCUUCCCCCACCUGCCCACAGUGGAAGGCCGGCUUCUCCCACCUGCCCACCGCGGAAGGCCGGCUUCUCCCACCUGCCCACCGCGGAAGGCUGGCUUCCCCCACCUGCCCACAGUGGAAGGCUGACUUCCCCCACCUGCCCACCGUGGAAGGCCGGCUUCUCCCACCUGCCCACCGCGGAAGGCCGGCUUCCCCAUCUGCCCACUGUGGAAGGCCGGCUUCCCCACCUGCCCACUGUGGAAGGCCGGCUUCCCCCACCUGCCCACCGUGGAAGGCCGGCUUCUCCCACCUGCCCACCGCAGAAGGCUGGCUUCCCCACCUGCCCACUGUGGAAGGCCGGCUUCCCCCACCUGCCCACCGUGGAAGGCCGGCUUCUCCCACCUGCCCACCGUGGAAGGCCGGCUUCCCCACCUGCCCACUGUGGAAGGCUGGCUUCCCCCACCUGCCCACUGUGGAAGGCUGGCUUCCCCACCUGCCCGCUCUUCUUGCCUUUUGCUUCCACUAGUGAAGGACUUAGUAAAUGCUGA
Messenger RNA from Acomys russatus (golden spiny mouse), 1095 nucleotides. RefSeq lists its product as uncharacterized. The transcript is spliced from 2 exons. The coding region runs from base 1 to 1095 and encodes 364 amino acids. The record is from RefSeq and is a predicted model, not a curated record. NCBI's taxonomy places the organism in Eukaryota, Metazoa, Chordata, Mammalia, Rodentia, Muridae.